Molecule: messenger RNA, 1230 nt
Organism: Pedinophyceae sp. YPF-701
Lineage: Eukaryota; Viridiplantae; Chlorophyta; Pedinophyceae
Source: the annotation of a GenBank genome assembly
AUGGCCUCCGGGGCCGACGUCGCCCAGGCUGCGGCCACGGCGGUCCGGCAGCGGCGCGACGAUGAGGGCAACAGGCGCGCCACGGCCGAGUCCGUGCAGAACAAGGAGGAGGCCUUCCGCGCGCUGGAGAAGGUCCUCAGGCAGCUGAGCCUCGAGAACGACCUCCUGGAGUCGUUCCUCAAGCGCGUCAGCCCGUCCUCGCUCGACGCGAUCAUGCAAGAGAUGGAGCGGCACUCGUCGGAGCGCCGGAACCGCUCGUCGACCAUGUCGUUUGCUGCCAUCGCCAAACGCGGCGCCAAGGGCAACCGCACGGGCGAGUACGAGCCGCUCAAGGACGAGGAGCUCGCGGAGAUCGCGUCCCAGCAGAUCGAGAGCCUCGGCAAGGACAUUGAGGGCGUCAAGGAGAACUUCGCGGAGGUUCGAGAGGACGUGCAAGCGCAGCUGGACGAGGUGGAUAUGCGCAUGGAGGAGCUGCGGAGAGAAACAUACGAGUUCAAGCGGGACGUCAUCGUGGGCGGGGAGGACCCCCGGACGGGCCGCACGGCCGCGGAGAAGGUCGUCAAGUACCUCGAGGAGGGCCUGCGGGACAAGGACACGCAGAUGGAGAAGCUCCAGCUGCGCAACAUGAUGAUGAAGGCGUCGAUCCGGAAGCUGGAGCAGCAGCUGCAGCACAAGCAGGAGCUCGGGGAGCUCCUGAACGCCAUCGACUUCGAUCAAUUGAAGAUUGAGAACCAGCAAUUCCUGGAACGCAUCGAGGAGCGCAACAACGAGCUCCUGCGCCUCAAGCUCACGACGGGGAAGACGGUGCAGGUCAUGAACGGCCUCAAGGCCAAGCUCUCGCGUCUGACGGACAAGGUGCGGUUCCUGAAGGACGACAUCAAGGACCGAGAGCUGCAGGUGGGGAAGAUCGACAGCGACAUCAAGCGCGCGCAGGAGGCCGUGCAGGCCACGGAACGGCAGCAUAGGGCGCUCCUGGCGGAGCGCGAGGACCCCGAGGCCCCGCAGGUCAUGGAUUACAUCCGCGUGAAGGCCCAAGUGACGGAGAUGGAGAAGGCUGUGUCCGACUGGCAGCGCAAGUGCGAGAUCGCGGAGCUCGAGGCCGGGCACACGCGGCGCACGCAGGCCGCCACGAUCCGGAGGCUGAAGACCGAGAUGCCGCCCGAGGCCCUCGCUGCGCUGGCCGCCUCUGGGACCGUGCCACGCAUGACGGGCACGAGCAGCUUGGGGUGA